UACAUUAGAGACUGUGAGCGAGGGGUCUUGAGGGAGACCGAGGAGGCUCUACCCAGAGAGUGUCAUCACAGAUUACCAGGAGAAGGCUCUCCGACGCUCGCUGUCUCUCCUGCUUUUGGCAGCAGCCAACACGCUGCGCGCCAGCCGCCACCAGAGCUCCGCUGCAGCCCACCAACUCUCUCUUUCUCUCUCUCUCUCUCUCACCCCUUCGUCUCUCUCUCUCUCUCUCUCUCUCUCUCUCUCUUUCUCUUUCUCAUCUGCCCUCCCCUCUUCUCUUCCCAUUGCUUCCUCUCUGCACUUGUUUCUUUAUCUUCUACAGCUGUACUUUACUAUCACCUUGUCUUCUUGAAUUUCACUUCUUGGUGGCAUUAAAAAAAAAAUGGAUCUAUAAUUUUUUUUUUUUUUCUUGCAAACUUCCAAAGCAAACCCAUCUCUCAGAGAGACAACAACUUUUUUUCCUCCCCCCUCUUUACUUCCAUCCAUUUCUCUUCCUUUUAAUUUUUUUUUUCUAAUGGCAAGACGUGCUCCUUGUGGUCUAACUGAGACGGGAUGCUUCAGGAUUUAAGCGCGAGCGUCCUCUUUCCAUCGUGUCUGCAGCACCGAACUUUUGCUCAAGUUCCCGACAAUGACGAGCAGUUUGUUCCAGACUUCCAGACAGAAAACUGGGUUGGUGCCGUUCGGAGGAGAAGGAAGUGACAUGACGUUGAAUCUAUCUAUAGUGGCUUUCCACGGACUGCAGCUGAAGAUCAAGAGGGAGCUGCACAGCCCAUGCUCAGAGCUGAGCUCCAACUGCAGUCAGGAGCGGCCCUUCAAGCUCCAGUAUGGAGAGAAGUGCCCGUACAGCAUCAGUGCCUAUGAGCAGAAGCACCACACGGGAAUGAAGCCCUCCAGCCCAGUAACGCCCCCCUGCAGCACCCCUGUGUCCCCCCUUCAUCAUGGCUCGCCCACGUCAGCCCCAACGCCCAAACCGGACCGGACUUAUGCCCACAUCCCUUCCUCGCAGCCUCUCCCUGACAGCGCCGCGUACUCCAUGGACCACAGAUUUCGACGUCAGCUCUCCGAGCCGUGCCACUCGUUUCCCUCCCCGCCCACGAUGGCCCGGGACAGUCGGCCCAUCUACCACAGGCAGCUGUCGGAGCCCAGCAUCCCCUUCCCUCCUCAAGGCUUCAAGCAAGAGUACCCCGACCCCCUGUUCGAGCACCCGGCCAUGAUGGGGGCGCCGCUCCCCCACGGGUACCCCGCCAGCAUGAUGAUCAAGCAGGAGCCGAGGGACUUCACCUACGACUCAGCAGAAGUGCCUAGCUGCCAUUCUGUCUACUUACGACAAGACGGCUAUCUGGCUCACGCUAACAGGACUGAAGGUUGUAUGUUUGACAAAGUGGCGAGGCAUUUCUAUGACGAUACCUGCGUGGUCCCUGAAAAGGUUGAAGGCGACAUCAAGCAGGAGGCCGGCCUGUACCGGGAGGGUCCAUCGUAUCAGCGGCGAGGCUCACUGCAGCUCUGGCAGUUCCUGGUGGCUCUUCUGGAUGAUCCGUCCAACUCCCACUUUAUCGCCUGGACCGGCCGUGGCAUGGAGUUUAAACUAAUCGAGCCAGAAGAGGUGGCACGUCGGUGGGGGAUCCAGAAGAACCGGCCAGCAAUGAACUACGACAAACUCAGCCGGUCGCUUCGCUACUACUACGAAAAGGGAAUCAUGCAGAAGGUCGCCGGGGAGAGAUACGUCUACAAGUUCGUGUGCGACCCUGAGGCCUUGUUCUCCAUGGCGUUCCCCGACAACCAGCGGCCGGUGCUGAAGACGGACAUGGAGCGGCAGAUCAACGAGGAGGACACAGUGCCGCUGUCACACUUUGACGAAAACAUGGCGUACGUUCAGGAGGGGCCCUACUGCCAGCCGCAUCCCUACAGCGAAGGCUACGUUUAUUAACAACACACACACCUUCACCGCGCUGUGCGUCCCCGCCUCCUCCGUACACCUGAGACUGUCAUGUCCUCUGAUUCACAGUCGCUCCGGGAAAAAGACUGAGCACACACACACACACACACACACACACACACACACACACAGAAACGCACACACAGUGGCACUUCCCUCAAUCUGUCCAACAUAAACACACUCACUCAUCCUCUUUUUUGCUCUUAUCUUUCUGACGUCCAGAGAGUGCACUUUAUGGACAGGAACAGCACCAGAGUCUGUGUGUUUGGCUUUUUACCCCCGUUUAUGUUUGUACAUUAAUGCUGAAAGCAUCCUGUUUAUUUGUCUUUUUUUUUAUUAUUAUUAUCAUUUUGAGCAUGUGCUGCCACGAUGAGACUGGAUUCAGCAGCUAAAACGUUGGUUUCCUGCAAAAAAAAAAAAGAACUCUUCUCUCCACACAUGAAGCAAACGUAAGGAGGUGAAACUAUAGUUUUGUCCUAAUGCAAACAUCUUCUACUGGAAAUGUAAUAAUACUUCCAUGGUUAAGAGACGGUUCUUUGAAAGACUGAUGUGAAAAAAGGACAUUUUAGCCGCGCAGGGGAGAAUUUCCUCGCCUCGAGGCGCUGACCACCGCUCUCAGCUAUGACUCCAACCAAACUGUAGAUCUCAUCAUGUAGGUGUUUUUGCUGUAAGAACAUAAACUCCACUGGAUCAUUCCCUCAUCAGCUAAAAAAACAAACAUACAAAAAAAAAAACAACCUUGUGGGUCACACCUUUGCCCCGCUACGAGGAUGCACUGGAAUCUUAAACAACAGACGGCCUGUGUUUAGGAUAAUCACCAGAUAAAUAACUCAGUCGCUGUGUGAAAAGAAGAAGGAAAAAAAAGAAAAAAAUGAUUUGUAUUCAUUUUUCAUUCAGGUGUUCAGUUUUUCAGUGAAAAACAGGUGACGUCUAUGUACAGUUAAAAUUAACUCAGAAUACCUAUUGCAUCCCCAAAUGAGAAAAAAAAAGCGGAUUUCAUCAGCAAAAACUGACAAAAAUCUUCAAAAAAUAUUUUUCUUUUCCUUUCUUCCAUUCUGUUCCAGGUGAACGCAAUGUGUAUGUUUGUUUCUGAA
Molecule: messenger RNA, 3027 nt
Organism: Fundulus heteroclitus (mummichog)
Lineage: Eukaryota; Metazoa; Chordata; Actinopteri; Cyprinodontiformes; Fundulidae
Gene: etv1
Product: ETS variant transcription factor 1
Exons: 11
Coding region: 626-1924 (432 amino acids)
Biological process (GO): regulation of transcription by RNA polymerase II; cell differentiation
Cellular component (GO): nucleus
Molecular function (GO): DNA-binding transcription factor activity, RNA polymerase II-specific; sequence-specific DNA binding
Source: RefSeq, a predicted model, not a curated record